AUGGCCACGGCUCCCACUGGUUCAGAUGGUGGUGAUGGCACUGCUGGAGAGCUCGGUGGAAAUGUCAGAAGCCUGGUGACCGCUUUGCAGGGUUUAGUUGAGAGUCAAAAGAGCAAUGCAUUUGCAAAGCAUUACAAACCACCACAGCUGUUCGCACCAGAUACACGACAGGACGAACUGACCAAAUGGGGUGACUGGCGUUUUCAGUUUGAAACAUUUGUUGGGGCCAUUGAUGAUGGACUUUUACAGUUGAUGAAACGAGCAGAAAAGUUGGACACCCGCAUUGAGAUGACUUCAUUGACGGCCCCAGAGCGCAUUUUGUCAGAACGCUUGUAUUCAUUGCUGUCAGGUUUGAUGAAGAACAGGCCAUUGAGGUUGGUCCGAGGCAUCCCACUACAGAAUGGUCUGGAGAGUUGGCGAGUGUUGACACGAGAUCUUCAGCCCAAGACUAGGCAGCGUGCAUUGGCCCUGGUACAAGCAUUGAAUCGGGUUCAGUUUGAUGCAAGCAAGACAAUUACAGAACAGUUGCCCCAGUAUGAAGCCAUGGUCAGGGAGUAUGAACGAGCAGCAAAUGUCACCUACCCCGAUGACUUGAAAGUUGCAGCAGUGGUUGCAGCCUUGCCCCAAUCCCUUCGAGUUCAUGUGCAGAUGGCCCUACAGGACGACACCACGUUUGAUGACCUCAGGUGUCGCGUGGAGAUGUACGAGCAAGUCUCCAUGAAGUGGGUCCCGGAAGCUGGAACUCAGCUUGCCAUCAAACCUGGAGGUGCAGAUGUUGACACCUCAGCACCGAUGGAGGUCGAUGCGGUUUGGUCGGGCAAAGAAGGGAAGAAGGGCAAAGGAAAAGGGAAGAAGGGGCAGAAAGGAAAAUUGUCAAAAGGCUUGAGCACCUUGGAGAUUUUCGACCUCACGGAGGGUGAUGAAGAAGGCGUUGAGGACGACGACGCGUGGCAGGAGGCCUAUGAAGUGUUGGCCAUCAAGGUGAUUGAGGAGGACGACGAGGUCUUCUAUGAUUGUGAGGAGCCCAUUGAAGUUGAAGUUGGAAAGACAGGUUGCAGUACUUUUGACCUGACCAGCUGCCCAGAUGAGAAGGUUGAGAAGGAGAAGAUUUGCAUGGUACAGAGCCCAAUGCCCACCGUAGUGGUGACGUUAGACUCAGGAGCAGACGUGAGCGUGGCGCCAGAGAACUUUGGUGCUUUGGGACUGCCCGGAACAGCAAGACCUAUGCAUAUGGUGGAUGCUCAGGGCGAACGAAUUCAGUCAAUGUGGAAUUUGUUGAGCAAUUUGCUCUUGGCCAAGGUGCAUGAUGAUGAGAGCAGUGAUGGACGAGUACAGAGUCGAUUGGCCAGGUGGAACAAGAAGCUUCAACCUGUGAAGAAGGAGCCCAUUGAGUUGAGCCCAGAGGACAGUCAUGGCGUGGGAGAAAUGUGUCAAGGUGUGAUUGUGGAAGGACAGCCAAAGUUUGUGAACAGACCUUGGAUUCCAUUUUCAGCCAACAUCAUCGCACCAGCAAGAGCCUGUCCAGAACUUCGUGGAUUCAUUUCCAGGGAACUGGCUAUGCUAGAGAGUGUACCAGGUUGGCACAUUCUGCCGAACGGGAUCAUGGCUCACUCCAAUCCCAAUGCUAUGCAUUUUCAUGAUCCCAGGUCAGCAUUUGGUGAUGAAUGGACCUCUCGGAUGACGUUGAUCAAAGAUCGGAAAGGAAGUCAAUGGCAGCAAGUCGAAUCAUUGGUUGACUACAGAAGCUCUCCAGCACCAUUUCAGCUGUUGCCUCAAGGACCAAGAAAGAUUUUGACGUUCAUUGCAACGAACAGGAUUCGAGACUAUUUUGGCCCUGAUUGUGAAGUGCCAGUGAGUCAGUAUCCGUUGCUGGAUGGAGAGCCACCUUCGUGGCCUGAGGACGAGGAGGUCGAUCGUGAAGGUGGUGAGAUCCCCACGUUAGCAGCUGAAAGUGGAGAGCAGCCAGAAGUUCGAGAGGAGGUACUAUUCGCUGACCCUCAGGAGAUUGAAGUUCAGAUCGAUGAGGAGGUUGUGACCAUGGCCAAUACAUUGAAGAAGUUGCAGGAGAAGUGCAACAUGCUUGGGCUGGCCACUUCAGGUUCCAAGGCAAAGCUGUUGGCCCGGCUACAGAAGUACAAGCAUCGUGAGGAAGAGCGCAUUGCCUCUGAAAGUGCAAAGAGGCUUUAUGCUGAAAGUCGACGUGAGGCCAUCCCGAUCAAGACUCCAAAGUUGCCCACCAGGCAUGAGCAGGAGUUGCAUCUUCUCACUCAUCUCCCUUACCAGGAUUGGUGUAUGCAAUGUGUCAUGAACAGAGCAAGAGAAGAUGCAAGGCCAAAUGAAGCUCGAGGAGAUCGCAGAGAUCGUGGAAAGCAAGUGAUCUCAUUUGACUAUGGGUUCACGUUCACUGAAGGUGCAGGAGAAGAACGACAGUUGGGCACAGCAUUGUAUGCAGCGGAUUCAGAGACCAAAGCAGUGAUGUGCAUCCCAGUUGUUGCAAAAGGCAGUGCAUCUCUCAGUCGAGUGACAGAAGAACUGUUGAGAUUCACUAUGUCAGUGGCCAAUGCCAAUCCAGUUAUCCUGCAGGCAGAUGGUGAGCCAGCCACAAAGCAAGUGAUGCGAGCAGUUCAACAUGCUCGAGCUGCAUUAGGAGACAGUUUGUUGGCGGAGGAGCUUUUGCAGGCUGAGCUGAAUGUCGACAGCGAUGAAGAGAUCCAGGAUCAAAGUGGAAAAGAAAGGCCACCAGACAUGACAGAAGAUGAGCUCGCAAAACUCGAUGAUGAAGCCACCAAGCACGAAGAGGAGCGACUGAUGAAGAUGGGAGUUCUUGAACGUCUUGUUCCGGAUGAUCCGGAUGAGCCUG
This is a messenger RNA of Durusdinium trenchii, 2860 nucleotides long. The record is from the annotation of a GenBank genome assembly. Lineage: Eukaryota; Dinophyceae; Suessiales; Symbiodiniaceae.